Rhagoletis zephyria (snowberry fruit fly) is the source of this 396-nucleotide messenger RNA. Its product is annotated as DEAD-box helicase Dbp80-like. Lineage: Eukaryota; Metazoa; Arthropoda; Insecta; Diptera; Tephritidae. The record is from RefSeq and is a predicted model, not a curated record.
GUAAACAAUUCGAUUUAAAUUUUUCUUUCGAUUAAUACUGCAAUCUCUAAUAUAAAUUGUUUGGAAUUGGGACUAGUCGAUCAGUAAUAACGGGACGCUGAACUUGAGAAUAAUUUGGAAAUUCGUAUAGAUUAAAAAAUGUCGGAUUGGGCACAGAAAGCAGAGGAUCAAGAAAUAUCUAGAUUGGUUAACAAUCUAGAGAUAAAGAAGGAUGAGAAGGAUACGUUGGUCGAAAGAGCUGACGUCGCAAGCGCGGCUGAAACAAGUUUGCUAUUAAAAAUUAUUCGCAAAGGACUGGUUGAAUCGAACUUGGAUUUGGAAGUGCAACGCAAGGACCCUAAAUCACCCUUACAUUCCGUUAAAACUUUCGAAGCCCUUCAUUUGUAAGUAAUUUUU